AUGCAUAUCGAUGACAUAUUUAAGCAGUGGGCAGUUACGCAUUUCGAAUCACUGUUAUCGGAAUGCGCACGGUGUGACCAUUCUAACCGGCUCGAAUCAUUCCGUUAUCGAUUUCAAUUUGUGUUUAUUCGAUUUAUCGUCAGCAUGGAGUUCACAACGCUGCACAGUGUGGACACCGAAUACUCUGCGGAUUCGGUGGAAUGGUGCAGUACACAGGAUGAACACCAUGCAGAGUACUUUGCCUGCGGUACCUAUCAGCUAAUCGAGGCCGAAGCCGAAUCGCAAACGCAACGGUCACGCAAAGGACGCAUAUAUUUGUUUGCCUUCGAUCGACAAUGCGGCGAACUCAACAAACUGCAGAGCACAGAAACUGCUGCCAUACUGGACAUGAAAUGGCUGCCUGCUUGGACACAGGACACUGGUCCACUGUUGGCCACCGUCAAUGCAUUGGGUCAGCUGGAGAUAUACGAAUUGCUGCAUCAAGAGCGUCGCCUGGUGUCUCGUGCCAGCUGCGAACUGGGAACCAAGACAGUUGAAGAUGUGCCUGCUUUGGCGUUGGCGCUGGAUUGGCAGCGUAAGGCUGAUGAGGAUGUCGUGGAAUUACUUGUCUCCGAUUCGCUGGGCAAUGUGCAUCGACUGCACUACACAUCGCAGGAUGAACUACGACAUCAAGACCACUGGCAUGCCCACGACUUUGAGGCUUGGACGUGCGCCUUUGAUCGCUGGACGCGUGGUGUUGUGUACAGCGGUGGCGAUGAUUGCCUGUUGCAUGCUCACGAUUUGCGCGUGGAGCCAACGCAACGCAUCUGGACGAAUCGGGCACAUGAUGCUGGCGUUACGGCCUUGCUCAGUCAUCCACUGCACGAGCAUCUGCUGCUCACAGGCAGCUAUGAUGAGCGAUUGCGUGUGUUCGACACGCGCGCCAUGAAACGCACGAUUGCCGAGCUGAAUUUGAAUGGUGGGAUUUGGCGUCUGAAAGCGCAUCCCAAGCGCAACGAUCUGAUAUUGGCCGCCUGCAUGUACACCAAUUUUAGUGUGGUCGAUUUGGCUGCCGCCGGCGGCGACAAUUUGAGUGCAAACCCCAAACUGCUGGGAACUUAUCUGGAGCACAAAAGCAUUUGUUAUGGCGCCGAUUGGGCACCAUUUAUCGAUAGCAAUGUAUCAGAGGACACUGCAUCGAGACUGCACCUGGCCACUUGCUCCUUUUAUGAUCACAAACUGUGUCUUAGCCGAGUGGACGCAAAUAUUUAGUUAAUUUAUUGUUAAUGGUUUAUCAAAUAAACGCUUAGCAGCAUGUAAAUUGUUUGUUUACAAAGUAAAACAGUCUUGGUUU
Molecule: messenger RNA, 1333 nt
Organism: Drosophila sulfurigaster albostrigata
Lineage: Eukaryota; Metazoa; Arthropoda; Insecta; Diptera; Drosophilidae
Product: diphthine methyltransferase
Exons: 1
Coding region: 1-1251 (416 amino acids)
Molecular function (GO): protein binding
Source: RefSeq, a predicted model, not a curated record